Molecule: messenger RNA, 1038 nt
Organism: Iphiclides podalirius (scarce swallowtail)
Lineage: Eukaryota; Metazoa; Arthropoda; Insecta; Lepidoptera; Papilionidae
Source: the annotation of a GenBank genome assembly
AUGUUAAAGAAACAAAGCCACGCGGAAAGGGAAGUGAACAUGGCGAUACAGAGCGUUUCGAGGUACCAGAGCAGCGCCGUCGAGGCGACGGAGCCGCCCAAGGCGUCCCGCAUCAGUUUCAGCGUGGCCUCCAUACUGGCCGACACGAAGGGCAGCCAGGCGGGGGAAACGGCCGAGAUCAUAAGGCACCACAGGACGAUACCGGAGUCCCCGCUGCGGCAGUCCCCCGCCGCCCAGCCGGAGCUCCCCGGCGAAAAGUCCCUCUCGCCCAGGCCCUCCUCGCAAACGUCGCCUGUGAACCUCAACGCGUCAGCGACGGUCACUUCCUCGGAGGACGAGUACGAGGACUCAGUAAACCAGGAGGACUCUAUAGUUGACGUGGAAGACCUCCAGAACGGGAUAGCCAGUGAUGACGAGGAGAGAUCGUCGACGGGGAAUGAGAAAGGGAGGCUGGGCCCGAUUAGGCCGACACCGUUUAGCGCGUUAGCGGCGGCAGCGGCCGCUUACCACGGCCUAGGUUGGCCUGGACCUCCGUCAGUGGUACCCUCGUUCGGACCCCUCUUCCAGUCCCACUUCCCCGGACAUAUAACAGACGUGAACGGGGAGCCACCGAAGCUCAAAUGCAAUCUGAGGAAGCACAAGCCAAAUCGGAAACCGCGGACGCCGUUCACCGCUCAGCAGCUGCGAGCGCUUGAGAGCAAGUUCGUUGACAAGCAGUACUUGAGCAUCGCUGAACGCGCUGAAUUCUCAUCGUCGCUGGGACUGUCCGAGACACAGGUGAAGAUAUGGUUCCAAAACCGGCGCGCGAAGGCGAAACGCGUGCAGGAGGCUGAAAUCGAGAAGCUCAAAAUGGCGCAGUUUUCCCGCCACCCCCACCACCUGUACCCGCAUCCCGCGCUCCAACAGUAUUUCCAUCCCCACCCCCUCAUGGGGGGAGGGCGCCCCAUGCCGCACAUGGGGCUGCCGCCUCACUUGUCUAUGGUGCAAUCCCCUGUCUCGGGGACUCCCUCGCCCAGCACACAGACGAGCGGCCAACAG